CCGCAGGACUAGAGCGCUAGACUCACUAUGGCAUCCACCGCAGCACGGACUCUCUUAGUGCUUUUCGUCACCUUCUGUGCAUCAAGUACUGGAUUAACAGCCGAUAAGCCCCUGCGGCCGCGUAACGUGCAGCUGACGUCGGUGGACAAGGGCCUGAGGGUAAGCUGGGAACCUCCCAAUGAGCUGGACGGUCGGCCGGUGGACCGCUACAACAUUGGCUACGGCAAGUCCAUGAGGACACUGCGCUUCAUCAAGGUGGACAAGGACAGACGGUCUGAGGUACUGGAGGAUGUAGAGCCCGGAGUUCUGCACUUUCUCAAGAUGAGUGCCGAGAACGAGGAGGGGAUGAGCAAACCUGUGUACAGAGCAGAGACACCAGGAGGUGGUGAAUGGGUCAAACUGGAUGGCUUCGCAGUGGUGGACGGGGCACCUGUCAACGCAUCAUCUCCUGCUCGUCCAUCUCCUACUCCAGACGUGUGGCCCAGGCCUGACUCCCCUGUGAGUAUCCCUGUGAGGACAGGAACAGGAUCAGGAGUUGAUGGGACGGUGCGCCCGUCAGGCCUGACCUCUUCCAGGGGGCAGCAGAUCCGGAGACCUCCCCAAUCAUCCUCCGGCCCUCGUCAGCCAGAGAGGGCCAGGGCAGGGACACCCCUGCUGGACCAGAGGUCCCAACACCACCACCACACCCAGCCACAGGCUGACCAGAGAAACAUACACAACACCAAACUAGCGUCUGAGUCCAUCUAUGUGGUAUCACUGCAGGCACAGAGAGCCACGGGGCGGAGCGUGCCAAGCAACAGGGCCACCCUGACCAAAAAAACUCCCCCAGAGCCUGAGGAGUAUGUGGCCAAAGACAUCGGUGUGAGGGUAAUGUCCCCUCAGUCUGUCCUCAUCAGUUGGGUGGACCCAGCCAUCGAGAUGGAGAAGGUCCUACCUGGUGGCUCCAGACACUACACAGUGAAGUACAGGGAGAAGGGUGAGUCUGCUCGAUGGGAGUACAAAGAGACCAACCAGAGGAGGCUGCUGAUAGAUACCCUGUCAGCUGAUGGGAUGUACGAGUUCUCCGUCCGAAUCUCCCAGGGAGACAACCACGGCAAGUGGAGUGUGUCCGUGUUCCAGAGGACCCCAGAAUCUGCUCCCUCUGGUCCUCCGGAGAACUUUGAUGUGAAGCCACUGAGAGGGAAGGGAACUGCCGUCACGGCGACCUGGGACCCUCCCGAGGAACCCAACGGGAGGAUACGAGAGUACAUCAUGUCCUAUGCUCCUGCCAUGAAACCCUUUGGGAUGAAGUCAGUGACAUACCGCGGCAGCACCACCUCAGCCAUCGUAGACGGCCUCCAGCCUGGGGACCGCUACAUCUUCAAGAUCAGGGCCACCAACAGGAGGGGCCAGGGCCCCCAGACCAAAGCCUUUAGCGUAGCCAUGCCUGGAGGGACUGCCAGCAGUGUUGCCUCCUCGCCAACUCAUCACACCAAGAGCCAAGGCGGCCGUAGAACCAGCUACACCCCCUCUCGGACGUCCAAACAGGACAGUUACCAUGACGAUGACAUCAACCUCCAAUUAGAAGACGUGACCAAGGAGCCGGCCACACCCACUCAGACCACAUCUGCCCCGCCCGCCACCAGACGGACACGCCCCCUCACCAAGACACGCUCCUAUCACAGCAUCUUCUCAGAUGUGAGGGGCACGGUCAGGAACGGGGCGACCAAUCAGCGACUAGGAGCCGGUACCUCUUCAGCCAGAGACAAGGGGAGAGAGACAGAAACAGAGGAUGAACAGGAGGAGGAGAACAAAACAACAGAACCUACUCCAGAAGAAGAGGAGGAGAAGCUCACUAACGAAGAUAUGGAGGAGAAGAAAGAAGCAGUGACUCAGAACAAUGUUGUUCCUUCUACACCUGAGGAGGACAGGGGCUAUGUCAGAGGGAGAGGUAGAGGGAAGGAUGUAGAUGACAAAACAGAAGUUCCCUCAUCAGAGGGCUCCUCAUCAUCUAAACCCUUCUACCCUCUCCGCAAACCUCUCUCUGGCAGACGAAGACCAUUCUCCCGGACAUCAGGCUCAGGGACAGUGUCCCAGCCAAAGACACAGGAUUCAGAAAAGGACAGCGCCUCCUCAUCCUCCUCCUCAUCUUCUUCAUCUUCCAGCCCAUCCCCCAACCAGGAGUCUGCAGCCAUCAGGAAGGACGACAUUGUCACCAACUACCCAGAGGGCAAAAACACCUACGACCAGCCCAGUGUCACAGAGGCCAAACCCUCCACCUCAACCCCUGCCCCAGACCAGGCUGUCUCAGAGCCCAAAACCGAGGCACCAUCUGUGGGAAGAGGGUCUGCUCUGCCGGGCCGUGGAUAUGGUUAUGGCAGGCGGAAACCCGGGAUCCUGUCUCGAGGGAAUCCAAAUGGUCGAGUUCUGACUGGACUCCGCAAACCUGGGUCAGCCUCGACUUCAGCCGGCAUGUCCCAGUCCACUCUACCAACCGGAGGCAAGAUCCCAGAAACAUCACACACUCACGGCUCACACACUCCUAACACACAGCACUCAACACACCAUCAGGACAAUAACGACUACAAUGACUACAAAGUCACAGAGGCAGAGGCCACCAAAGAAGAAGAACCCACUUCCAGUUCCCGGAUCAUUUUCACUACACAUUCUUCUGAGGAGGACAGGAGACAGGACAAGAGAGAGGAGGUAGGGAGGGGAGGAGAGAGGGAAAACUGGAAAGAGGAGGGAGGGAGGGGGAAGACCAACUACAACACCCCAGCUCCCCCUCCUUCCAAGACGCCUGCUCCCCCUGCCUCCAGGAUUAACCACUUUGUGAACCGGCACCAGAGCAGGUUUGGAACAGGGACGGGGAGCAGUAGCAGGUUCUCUUCCCCCCGGGCGGACGGGAGGGUUCCCUGGAGCAGGACAGCCUCCUCAUCCUCUGUUGGGGCAGGGAGACCCAUCCUGAGAGGAAGCCCCUCUAGGAUAGCUGCCUCGGGGGCAGCAUCUGCCUCAGGGGCAUCAAGGACCUCAGCAGUGCAGGAGACCAGUGAGGAUUCUAAAACCCCCUCCACCCUCUACCCGUUAAAGAACGGGGUGGGGGCUGGGGCACUUAAACCCUCUCUGCCCAACAGGAAUAGCGUUCUAGGUGGAUCUAGGAAUCCCAUCACCUCCUCUUCCUCUUCUUUCUCCUCUUCUAGUGGUCAUAGAGACUCCAGUGAGCCCGUCCACAGAGGAAGCAGCACCAGGGAGGACAGCAGUAAUGACCAUAAGGAGGACUAUCUCUAUGAGGGGAGUAAGGAGAUGUAUGAGUGGAAUGAGAAAGUCACAGACCCAACCCCCGCCCCCAAAACUACUACCACCACUACCACUACCUCAGCCCCCACUACCGCCCGCAGGGUGCCCCAGAGUGGGGCCAACGAGAGUGUGGACAGGAACCCCACGCCUAGUAGAACCAGGCCCGGUUUCGUCCCCGGUUCUACGCUCCCCCGCCGUCCCAUUAUAGGUCCCAACGGGAGGGUGCGAUCUCCCCUGCUCACAAACAGGCAGACAGGUUCUAGGUUCCCCCUUAGAGCACAACCAGCACAGAGCACACGAUUAGGUUCCUCUAUCCCAGACACAUCAUCUUCCUCUUCUUCCUCUUCCUCCUCUAGUCUGCCGCAACCAGACCACGGGGUUAGUGGGGGCGUUAGUGUUAGCACUGGAGGCUCCUCCCCUUCCCUCUCUCGCCCCUCCCUCAGACAGAUCUCCCCUGGAGGCAGCCAGGGGUCUCAGGGCUCCUCUUCCUCCUUACCAUCCUUGUCAUCCUCAUCCAGAGACUCUGUGGUGGGCCAGGGGACAAGGACACACUACCCCAGCCGGUCAGACCCCCUUCGCAGGGGUAAAACCCCAAGUGGAGGCCUCAAGCCCGGCUAUGCAAAUGGUAAAAAUGGCCGCCCCAAUCUCACAGCGACCAGUGACAAAGAGUCCAGCACAUCCAAUGACAACACCAAACCUAAUGGACGAAGGUACAUCACUGGGCCUGAUGGAGCCAAAUGGGUGGUGGACUUGGAUAACGGGGUCCUGAUGAACGAGAAUGGCAGGGUUCUCCAGGACUCUCAGGGCCAACCCAAGAGGGUGGUUCUAGGAGAGGACGGACGCACCAUCUUUGACCACCAGGGCAGCCCAUUGGUGAACCAGGAGGGCCAGGCUCUGUUUGGUCACGGUCGGGACAGCCAACCGGUGGUCAACCCCAAAGACAAGUUCCUGACCGUGGGUGGCAAACCCAUCAUUGGCCUGGACCGGCCUAAACCCAGGACCACAACCACAACCAGACCUCCUACUACAACCACACCUGAACCGACCUCGCUCCCAACCACCACUGAAAUGUCCACAGAGGAGACCUUGACCAUGCCGGUGUUCCCGACCUGUCCUCCAGGAACAUUUUUGAUCAGGGAUGAUGAGGGAUUCCCAAUGCUGGAUGCUGAUGGCAUCCUGGACUGUUAUCCUGAAGAGGAAUCCUCAGGAAUGGAAACGGACUCUAUGGAUGAGUUGUUGUGGCAGACCACCCUGCCCCCCACGCUGCCCCCCACCACCGCCACGACAGACCCCCCCAACCCUGAACCAGACACCAGGCCCUUCAACAAUAGCCCCUCCAAUGAGUUCGACCUCACCGGGAAGAAACGCUUCACAGCUCCGUACGUGAACUUCAUCCAGAAGGAUCCGGGCGCUCCGUGCUCGCUGACGGAGGCUCUGGAAUACCUACAGGUGGACGUCCUGGAAAACCUGUUCAAGAAAGACAGCCUGGCUACCAAUCAGAAACAGCCGCCCAAGAACAAGCCCUACAACAUCACGGUGGUCGCCAUGGAAGGCUGUCAUUCAUUCGUCAUCCUGGACUGGGCCAUCCCACUGAAGGAUGACAUGGUGUCAGGCUACAUGGUCCACAGCGCCUCAUACGAUGACGUCCUCAACAACAGGUGGUCCUCCAGCGCAUCCAGCGGCUCACACCUGGCUAUAGAAAACCUCAAGCCUAACUCCAGGUACUACUUCAAAGUCCAGGCCAAGAAUGUCUUUGGGCUGGGACCAGUCAGCGAUACAUUCACCUAUGUCACUGAGUCAGAUGACCCUCUUCUUAUUGAACGACCUCCUGGUGGAGAGCCUAUCUGGAUCCCCUUCUCCUUCCGAUACAACCCCCAGCACAGUGCGUGUAAGGGCAGCCAGUACGUCAAGAGGACAUGGUACAGAAAGUUUGUGGGCGUGGUCCUGUGCAACUCACUGAGAUACAAGAUCUUCAUGGGAGAUGGGCUGAAAGAAACAUUCUACAGUAUAGCAGACACAUUCGGCCAUGGGGAGGACCACUGCCAGUUUGUAGACUCUUACCUAGACGGGAGGACAGGCUACCCCAACCUCUCAAUGCAUCUGCCAACAGCACAAGGUUACUAUCGCUCAUACAGGCAGGAGCCAGUCAACUUUGGCCCUAUCGGCCGGCGUACGCCACAUCUCUUCGUGGGAUGGUAUGAGUGCGGUGUGCCCAUCCCUGGCAAGUGGUAACACAGGGGGUCACAAAGAGGUUGUCGUCGAGGGCAACCCAACUCCAUCCUGCUGCAGCCUUCCUCAUGCUGUUACUGACCCCGCCCCCUGGAGAUAAACUGUUGUUAGCCACAGCAGAAAGACAACAUUACAAACUUAUACUGCUUCAGAUCAAAGAGAAUAUAAUACUUUAAACAUCAACUAAUAUUUACAUGUAUUCAUUACCAUGCACUUUUAUAAAAGCAGUCUGUAUAUGAGGGGGAAAAAGCAUGUAUUGCUAUUGCUUAGUUUAACUUUUGUCUUCCGGAUCGGAAAGCAUCCUUGUUUAUUCCCGACUAUUCCCAACUAUUCCCGAGUCGGCCCCUGGGAUUAUUUAUCUCAUCAAAGUGCACCUGUGAUCAUGACAUCACUAAUGAAAUGGAGAUCCUGUAAAAGACCAAAGCACAAUCUGAACAGGACUAAUGGGAGCUAAGGGUUUGUAUGUGUGUUUAUUAUCAAUCAAGAUAUUUUGUUCAUAACAGUAGUAUGAUAGAGUAAUGGCUUUUGACAACUACUUUUGGUGUCAGUUAUUUUCUUGAACAUGCAUAGUGUUUUUAUACUCUUUGGUAUUUACGAGACUCAAUGAGAUGAGAAGUUACUGUGGAAGUGUUGUAUGUAUACGGACAAUGAAUAAAAAUACGUAAUAUUUGCUCAGGAAUGGUUGGACAUUGAAUAAAGGUGCUAUGGAAACCAA
Messenger RNA from Coregonus clupeaformis (lake whitefish), 6220 nucleotides. RefSeq names its product fibronectin type III domain-containing protein 1. Gene Ontology annotation, molecular function: protein binding. The record is from RefSeq and is a predicted model, not a curated record. Bases 28 to 5508 code for a protein of 1826 amino acids. NCBI's taxonomy places the organism in Eukaryota, Metazoa, Chordata, Actinopteri, Salmoniformes, Salmonidae. The transcript is spliced from 23 exons.